Messenger RNA from Motacilla alba alba, 2137 nucleotides. RefSeq names its product synapsin-1-like. The transcript is spliced from 3 exons. The record is from RefSeq and is a predicted model, not a curated record. The coding region runs from base 1348 to 1917 and encodes 189 amino acids. Lineage: Eukaryota; Metazoa; Chordata; Aves; Passeriformes; Motacillidae.
GCGAGACAAAGAGACGGAGUUAGAGAGGAGAGAGGUGUGGCAGGACCCCGUAGGGGCCGGAUCCGCCAGCCUGGCCCAGCCAGCCGUGCAAACGUCCUGCUGCGGGACGCCGGCCGCGUCCCCGACACCAGGGAAAAAGCUUCCCCAAAGCUGCACGGAAAGGCAGCUACUUCCAUGAAAAGGUCUAUUUCGUAUCGAUAUACAUUUAUAAAUAAACACGGAGCAGGAGUGCUCUCUCCGGACGCGCUGCCGGUUUACCGGCGUGUCGCAGCUUGCGCGGGCUGCACCGGGAUCAGCGGGGCGCAGGGACCGACCGUCUUCCCUGAGCCGCUCCAAGCCCUCGCGGAGCCGGGCUGCGGGCUCAGACUGCCCCGGCAGGAUGUGUUGUCUCGGGGCAAUUCCCGUAUUUUGUUUAUGUGUCCUGUCUCGCUAGUUAAAUACUUAAACUCAUGAAAGUACUGAAAUUGGCGGGGGUACACUGUUUGCGCCAAGGAGAAAGACUGCUUGUACUUUCUGAGAAAAAUCUCACGCGUGUCUCCCUUCCCGCAAUAAUUUAAAUUUCUUUUCUAAUAAACAUACAAGAUACAAUAAUGCCUUGUUGCAAAAUAAUUUUAAAAGCCCUCACCCAAACCAAACAGGUCUUGUUGGCCUGUUUUAUCUGUGGAAAGCUUCCCUCCGUCUAUAUUUUCUAUCAAAACAAUCUUUAAAUUAAAGUUAAAAAAAAUCAAUCAAUCAACCAACCAAUCAAACACCAAAACUUUCCCAAAGUAUGAAAAGCCUGAACUUUUCCUCUGAGAUUUUCUAUAAUUGCACGACGUGGAAAAAAUUGAAGGACCCUAACACAUAACACAACUCUUUAAAAAGGCAGAGCCGGAGAGCUUGAAUUUGUGCUUUCCGCUACGGCAUCUGAUUUAACAGGAGAGAGAAAGACGUCCUCAGUUUACUCGAACUACGGCUAAUAUGGCUAAGAAAAGGAGGUUUAAGCAAUGGUUAAAUAUUUAAAACUCAUUUCCGAUCCCCACAAAUUUCACGAACUUAUAAACGCACUUUUGAUUUAGAGGAUCACAUUAAUUAUUUGAGAUGGUAGAACGCGGCUGGGUUUCCCAUGUUGCAUUCUUGCAGUUAUUCAAAUUAAAUGACAAGAGGUGAAGAAAGAUUGAAGUAAAAAAAAUAGUAAAAACGAAGUUCCCUUAACUUUAUGUUUGUGGGCAAUGCGUAUAAGCGAGGAAAAAUGAGUCUGGAAACGGCACAUAAUUAGGAUGACCCUUGUUUGCCCUCAGCCGACUUUCCUUUAUUAAAGGAGAUGCCAGCCGGGUGACACGUAUCUGCCUCUGUCCGCGUGGCCCUAUGGGCGCGUGUGCCAGCUUCGGGUGCGGGACGAGGCGUGGGGACUGUGGAGCCGUGUGUCCGGGUGUGCUGAUGCAAUGCCCGGGUGCGCACACCCAGGUGCCUGCCUCGCUGCCGCACUUCCUCAAAACGGCUGCUGCCAGGGCGGGAAUCCGCGGCGCUGCUGGCCGUGCUGCCGGGCCGUGCUGCCGUUCUCCGGGAGCCCCGCUGCAGAGCCUCAGGGGCACAGCGCGGACCCCAGGCCCCACAGGGCCGAGGCGCGCCGGGGGUCGGCUCCGGGCUCUGUCGCGGCCCUCUCCUCCGCCGCAGCGGCGGGCGCUUGGGCCGGUUCUCCUGCACCUUACGGACGGCGCUGUCAGACGGCGCGGGGGGCGGGAGCGCCUGCCGCGGUCCGGGCCGGGCCCGGGCGGGGGGCGGCGGGUCCGGGUGCGGGCCCCUCCCGGCCCGGCUCUCGGCAGCGCCGCCAGCCGGCAGCAGCGUACGCCGCGGGCAGCCCGUCUGCAAAGUGCGGGCGAACGGCUCGUCUUCCCCCUCCUUUUCUUUCCCCCGGCCUUAACAGAAACCAUGUGAGUCACGGUGCUGAGACAUAAUACUACAGGUUCCAAAUAAAUACGGACAGAGGCCUGAAUGCGGAUCCACUGAUAUUAACCUCCACUUGGCAAACAUCAGAAUUAAGUCAAAUCCUCGAAACAAACAAAACUCUGGAAUCAGCAGAAGAGAAUAACAUAUGAAAACAUGUCUUGAAGGAAAUAAAAUAUAUAAAAGCACUGGAUUAAACUCCUGCUUUUUC